GGUUGAUAGCCUAUAUUAUGUUUGCUUUUGUCAAGUACUUAGGAGAAUAGUAGACAAGGCCCACAAUCUAGCAAUCAUUGUUAGAAAGGGCCUUGGGUAGCUUUGAGCUUUGUUUCCCCUUUGCCAAAAAAAAAAAAUCAAUUUCCAGUGCUUUGAGAGGUGAUUGUUUACAGUAUUUCCUUUAAAAAAAUACCAAAAAAAAAAAAAAAGUUGCAUCGCAUAGACUUCAUGUACUAGUAACAAUCCUACUUCGUAAAUUUUGUACAAGGCCUAGUGUUGUGAUUAGCCACGUGGGUAUUAAAUGAAAGACGGAGUAUCCAUCAAAACAAUCAGAUCCCGGUGUAGAAACGUUUAACCGUUGUAGGCUAGAAUGGAGGGAGUACUUAUAAUCUUUUAUGUCUUGUUAUAAAGAACCCCUUAAACCCUUAAACCCAGAAAAUCGAAAGUGAUUCUUCGAACUUUCAAGUCUCAAAUCUUCUCCUUCAUUCACUUAUCAAUUACAAGUAUCACGCUUUUCCCUUCUCUGUAUAAUUCUCAAGAAAUAUAUGGAGCCACAUACAUCAUUGAUAAAACAAAUCGAAUCCUUUGUUGAUUCUUCAGCCACCUCUGCUCAACAGAUUGCAAGUGUGAAUUCAAUUGUUUCUCUGUUGAAGAAUGACUCAAUUACAAUGGAGUUUUUGGUUAAGGAAAUGGAGCUGUAUUUGACCACCACUGACCAUAUUCUUCGUGCAAGAGGUAUACUUCUCCUUGCAGAAGUGCUUGGGCAUCUUCAAACAAAGCCGCUAGAUAGAACUACUAUACACACCUUAGUAGGAUUCUUCAGUGAGAGACUGGCAGAUUGGAGAGCAUUACGUGGAGCACUUGUUGGUUGUCUGGCCCUUGUGAGAAGAAAAUUUAAUGCAGGUGUGAUCACUGGAACUGAUGCUAAGAUUUUGGCCCAGUCCUUUUUGGAAAACUUACAGGUGCAAUCUCUGGGACAACAUGACAGGAAGCUGUGCUUUGAAUUUCUAGAAGGCCUUCUUAAUCGUUACCCAGAAUCGAUUUCCACACUGGGUGACCACGUUGUUUAUGGUGUCUGUGAAGCCAUCGAAGGAGAAAAAGAUCCUCAGUGCUUGAUGCAUGUUUUCCAUAUUGUGGAGGGUCUGGCACAAAUUUUUCCUGAUCCUUCUGGACCUGUAGCUAAUUUUGCUGAGGACUUCUUUGAUAUUAUUGGCCGUUAUUUUCCUAUCCACUACACACAUCCAAAGAGUGAAGAUGUUGAUAUCAGCAGAGAGGACCUUUCAAGGGCUUUGAUGAUGGCAUUUUCUGCUUCACCCUUUUUUGAGCCAUUUGCCGUUCCCUUGCUUCUGGAGAAGCUUUCUUCUAAUCUGCCUCUCGCAAAGAUUGAUUCACUAAAAUAUCUAAGCGACUGCACUAUAAAGUACGGGCCUGAUAGAAUAGCAAAGCAUGCUGAAGCUAUAUGGAACUCUUUGAAAGCUGCAAUAUGUAAUUUGCCUAGAGGCUCAAGAGAAGAUGUUUCAUCCUUUGCUUCAGAUUUAUCAAAUGGUAUGAGCUUUGAAGAGAAUGAAAUUACAAAAGAAGCACUAAAUCUUCUGCAAAAGGUUGCCUCACAACAGAACAGUGGCUUCCUGAACUUAGUUCUUAAAGAUAGGGACAUAAACAACCUUAUCAACUCAUUUACUGCUUCUGGAAGUUCCGAUUCUAUUCCACCACAGAAUGAGCAGGAACUUUGUUUUGUUGGUCGUAUUUUCUCUGUUUUGGCAAAAGCAUCAACAUCUUCAUGCAAUAUGGUGUUUGAUACUCUCUUCCUCCAUUUACUGGACAAUCUCAGGGUUCCGGCUAAUACUGAUAAAAAAGAUGUGCUAGCUAUAGAUUCUGAUUCUCCUUGCCAGAAAUUGAAUUUCAGUGCCCUUUAUCUUUGCGUCGAAAUCCUUGGUGCAUGUAGAGUGUUGGCUGUUGCUUCUGUUCAAAUCAGCUCAAGUUCAAAUUUUGUCAAUGAUGCGUGGUGCCAGAAGCUUGUUGGAUGUUCUAGUUCAUUGAUGAAGGAAAUGGUCUCUGAUUUGGUACCAAGUACAAACAAGAUCUAUCAUGAAGCAUAUAUUUCUAUUAAAGUGAAAGGUCUUCAGAUUCUGGCUACAUUCCCUGGAGAUUCUGCUCCAGUGUCAAAAUCAUUGUUUGAGAAUAUUGUGGUUACAUUGGUAUCAAUUGCCACUAAUAAUUUUGAUGUGACUGCACUAUGGAAAGCAUCGAUAAAUGCACUAACAGAAAUUGGUACAUUUCUGAAUGAAUACCAUUGUUCUGAGAAGUUGCUGGGCUUCAUGUCUACUGCUGUUGAGAGGAUGAUUGUGUUGAUCUCACUGGAUGAUUCCACAAUGCCUUAUUCUCUACUUUUAGAAGCACUAUCUAAAAUUAGUGCUAGUGGGUAUACGUUUCUGUUGAGAAUUGUUCAAGAAUGGCAAGAAGCUAUGUCUGCCAAGUUUGCUAAAGUCUAUGUUGAUGGCGAUGUGAAACUGAGUGCAGAACUGGUCCAGCUUUUGGAUUGCUACUCUAAGAACUUGCUUCCACGGUUUCACUUGUGUGAGGGCUCUGAAAUUGUUCCAUUCCGCUUAGCCAUUGAUGUUUGGGAUCAAAUUGAAGCAGCCAUGGGAAGCAGUUUUUGUGUUGAAGGAAAGCUUCUCGAUGCAACAAAGAUGGCAUUAAAGCUAGCUGUUGCUAUGUUGUCAGAGGAAAAUCAAUGGCGAAUCAUCGAGAAAGCUUUUAAAGUGAUUUCAUUCCACUUAUCUUUCUCACCCUACUUUGUGCCUUCCAAGCUUAAAGAGUUGCAAAUAUCAGAAGAUUCAGAUGGUUUCACAUGUAGAGAUGAGUGGCUUACUACAUUGUUUGCAUCUGUAAUUAUUGCACUUCGCCCUAAGACACAAAUUACUAACAUAAGAGCUGUUAUUGAGUCAUUGCUGACAGCUUUCAUAAGUGGUCAUGUGACAUCAGCUCAAGCAUUGGGUUCAAUUGUCAAUAAAAUGUCUCUAGCGAAAGAAGACACGCAGGACUCUAGCUACUUUUACCUGGAUGAUGUUCUGACUUUGAUUUUAGAAAGGAGCUUGGGAAGUUGUAGUGAUCUUUUUCUUUCUAGUAGCUCUGAGAUUUGUGAUUCUGAUGAGCUUCGUUCUAAAUUAGUUGAUUGUGUACUGCCUCAAGCCCAUUGUAUCUCUGGUCUUGCAUGGAUAGGGAAAGGGCUGCUAAUGAGGGGGCAUGAAAAGUUAAAAGACAUAACUAUGAUUUUCUUGAGAUGUUUAGUUUUAAGCAGUGAAUUAGAUACCUUAGCUGAAAAUAUAGGUGGGUUAGAGAGAGAGGUGGUGCAGCAAUCGUUGGCGAGGUCUGCAGCAGAUGCGUUUCAUGUUCUUAUGAGCGAUUCUGAGGAUUGUUUGAAUAAAACAUUUCAUGCUACUAUAAGGCCUCUACACAAGCAACGGUUUUUCUCUACUGUGAUGCCAAUUCUGCUGUCUGCUGCGAAAAAGACCCAUUCCCCUACAGUGAGAUCUAUGCUUUACCGGGCAAUUGGACAUGUUAUCACUGAUACACCUCUAGCAGCUGUCUUGUCAGAAACUAAGAAGCUGCUUCCUCUGCUCUUGGAUGUUAUCUCUGUACUUAGUGAGGACAUACUCAAUAAAGAUAUGAUCUACAAUCUCUUGCUGGUUCUUUCUGGCCUUCUAAUGGAUAAGAUUGGACAAGACACUGCUGUUGAGAAUGUCCAUGUUAUAAUAAACUGCUUGACUGGACUUGUCUCUUAUCCCCAUAAGAUGCUUGUACGAGAAACUGCAGUACAGUGUCUUGUUGCUGUGUCAGGGAUGCCUCAUACAAGAAUUUAUCCAAUGCGGUUACAGGUGCUAAGAGCUUUGUCCAAGGUUCUUGAUGAUCCAAAGAGGAGUGUUCGCCAAGAAGCUGUCAGAUGCCGGCAAGCAUGGUCUUCACUCGCAUGAAGAAUUUGUUAUUAUUAAGACCAAUAGGAGUUGCGUGAUCUUCUGUUAUUUCCACCUAGCAUGGGAUAGUAAUUUAUCUUGGUGGAGGCUGUAUCAUGAGAUGAUGAGAAAUCAGCAAGAAAAGCUGAACGAAUUUAGAGGUCUUCUGGAAACAUCAGCUCAACUCACAUCAGCUGAUCAAUGGGCGAGGUUGUGUAAAUUUGAAACUGUGUAAAUGUUUCAUUGUCUUGUUACCUAUCAGUAUAUGGUGUGAAACAAGUCCAUUACAUUUUGGCACUGAUGAUUAAUGUGAAGUUACUAUGACUUGUAGCUGCAAGAUCAACCUCAUUAUUCAUCAUAUUCUUUUUGUCGCGACUAAUUUUAGAGUUGGCUUGAGUUUUCUUCCGUAUGUAGGUACCACCUACACUUCUUUUCACUAGGGUGUAAUGGCAAUGAGGACUGGGAAGAUUUUUAAAGAUGUGUUUGUAUUACUAUAUGAAGAAAGCAUAAAUGUAAUCCUUAAGACGUUAAUUAUAUCUUCUAUCUUGUUCA
Chenopodium quinoa (quinoa) is the source of this 4505-nucleotide messenger RNA. RefSeq names its product MMS19 nucleotide excision repair protein homolog. Gene Ontology annotation, cellular component: cytosolic [4Fe-4S] assembly targeting complex. Gene Ontology annotation, biological process: iron-sulfur cluster assembly. NCBI's taxonomy places the organism in Eukaryota, Viridiplantae, Streptophyta, Magnoliopsida, Caryophyllales, Amaranthaceae. The transcript is spliced from 22 exons. The record is from RefSeq and is a predicted model, not a curated record. The coding region runs from base 546 to 3974 and encodes 1142 amino acids.